AUGAGCUCGACACAAGAAUGUACGCUAAACGCAACGUCGCCGCCAACUAUCUUUUCGCCAAGAAGUGACGCCGAAAUCUUUACACAAGUUACAGUGCUUGUUAUUAUUUGCGUCGGCAGCGUUUUUGGAAACGCUUUCGUCGUAGGAAUUAUCAUCUCCAACUACAAACUACACAAGCCGACCUACUACUUCAUAAGCAGCCUAGCCGUUGCCGAUUUUCUCGUUGGGGCCCUUUACAUUCCUUUUUACAUCGCAUCUUCAGUCGCUCGUCACUGGCAGCUGUCUUUCGCUUGGUGUAAGUGGCACGCAGCCUUUAUUUCACUGAGUGUGAACGCCUCGCUCAUGACUCUGUGUUUGGUAAGCGUGGAUCGGUUUCUCGCGAUAACAGAUCCUUUGAGGUAAGCUUGUCCAAACCCAAUUAAUUUGGGAGCUUAAGUAACGACAAGGGCGACGGCAGCGAGAACAGCAAAAAAGCAAUAGGUUUGUAUUAGCAAAACAACUUUGCACGUGUAUCACGCUUUUUUGUGCAUUUCUUAGCCCUCGUUGCACUACAACAACGUCAGUGAAAUUUCCCGUUCUCUCGUUUUGUCGAGGGCGGGAACACAAGACAACAACUUUCUUUUUCUUUUUCUAUUUGAUCAUAUUUACAUGUAUUUUGCGCAAUAUAAAUAUGAAAUUAUUAUUAUUAUUAUACAGUUCUUUAGAAUUCAACUAAAAAUUGGCCCGCAUUUGACGUAUUGAACGAGAUGGAAUAGGCGCGAUAAAGUUUGAGACAGCGCGAAUUCACCCAAAUGACGUUUUCGUGGCCGUCGCCAUCGUUGUUGCAGCAUCGAACGAACGAAUUCAUUCAAACCAAGCAAAAAUAUAAUAAACGCACAGUUAAAGCUAUAUGACUGUAAACCACGUCUACUCAAAAUCAAUUAAACACACUACAUAUAUUUUUAACCAUAUAAAGGUGCAAAGCGCAAGCAAUAUUUCUUUAGCCUGCUUAUUAGCUGCAGUUGUGUGGGAUCGAACAAAAUGUUUCUAUGACAUAUUGUCGUUAAAAUACUUUGUUAUAUUUUGUUGUGGAAACGACAAGCAUAAGUUUGAUUCAGAUGACAAAAGUACAGCAAAAAAGAGAACUGAACAAGACUGAAAUUUAUCUUACAUCAUUAACUUUUGAACACUUUCUAAAAGUCACCGACCGACCCUUAAGGUUGAUUUCAAUUUUCGAAAAAUCAACUUUCUUCCAGGUUCGAUGUGCUCUAGCUAGACAGCGAGACCAACCAUAGCCAUUCUUCCGAUCAAAUACCAAUGAUUGGUUUACACAUACGAUUGUAGCGCGCGUAAGAGCAAGAAAUACUCACAGAGACAAAGGAUCUCAUGUUAAACGUGUUGUCGAGUUUUUAUGACCCUUCCGACUUAUUUCAGUAAGCCAGGACUAAGAAAACACUCCCAGAAAGAAAAAAGAAAGGUCAUUACUACGUCCGCCCAAGCCAGAAAAAGGGAAGUUGUUACUAGCCUUAAUCAUAUCCGUGCAAAAAAAAGACAAGCUCAUGUUUAUAUUUGUUGUCACCGGUAUUUCCCUCAUCCUGAAGAAAUUACCGGGCUUAUUUACUCAAGUUUUGUUAUCACCUACUUUGAAACAUUUCAAAGGCAAUGAUAAAACGAGGGUUUUGCUAUCGUCUUUGCAACUUAAUUACCAAUUCAGAUGUAAAUUAACCUUCGAAUAGGUGUCAUUAUUUUAGAAAUAUAUUACACGUUCGCCCAUAGAUACGGUCUUUGGAAGGGAGCUUUUAAGUGUUAGCAGAUAGCCUGGUGCAAAUUAAAUUCGUCUGUAAUUUCAGUAACUCUUGGCUUUUUGAUCAAAGCAGAUAAAGGUAUUAAUGAAAACGGAAAGAGGGGCUUAAGGAUACAAGCAGUAUUUAAACACCUCAGAAAAUUAAUAUUGUCCCUAGCUUCCGCUAGCUUCUAGCUUCAGCAAUACUUCCUAGUGGUAUUAACUGUUGGCCGCUCAAUAUUUUGCAAGAUGUCCUAUUUUUUCAUGACUUUUUACAAAGGAGGAUAUUUUACUAUGACUUCCUACGAAGUCUGAGGCUCGAUUAAGUUAGAAAAUGCGGUUUAAAGGUUUAAAGAAAAACAAAAUGAAAACUAAGAUAGGAAAAGAAUGAUGUUUAAAGCAAAGUCUGUCGAGAGUUGUGGAUUUAUUUUGCGGCUGACUAUGAGGAAAUGACUAUAAAAAAAAAUUCGCAGCGAAACGUAAACUUCCAGUUAUAAGCACUUGGCUUAACUGAGAGGGCACGAGACUAAAAAAAAGCGCGGUUUCAAAACAAGCUACAUAGCAGCGCUGAUCCAAAUAUUUUUGAAUUUACUCGCUUUUUUAAGCUUCAAAACAGUAUAAAAAUCGAAUUCAUUUCAAAACAUGCUAGAGGGGGAGGGGGGCUUAUACCCGAGAGGCUUAUAACCGGAUGUUUUUUUUCUUUGUUUGCAGGUAAACAAUAACUGGUGUUGGGGGGUAUAAGCGGAAGUUUACGGUAUAAUAUCAACAGAACAAAAAAUAAAUAAAUUUUCAGUUUUUAAUUGCAAUCGUAUUUCAAAAACAAGCAACAGACGAAUUAGAAUUGAUUUUGAUUCCCAGGCAGAGGAGUUGCAGAGUGAUAAACUGAAAAUUAAUGGAAAUUAAGCAAAUAAACGGACAUAUUCCACACAAGUUAAUUUAUUAUUAACAAAGUAUUUCUUAUUCUCCUAGAUACCAGACCACACUUACCACUCGUCGUUCAGCGCUGUUACUGCUGGGGGGCUGGAUCCACUCUAUCCUCUGGGCCGUUUCACCGCAGUUGGGCUGGGGCGAGGUGGUGUAUGAUUCCAAGACCUCCACUUGUCGUCCAAACUGGGGUGCGCGAGGACUGGGUAAUAGGUUGUAUGCCCUUGGCCUUGCUCUGUUUCCCUUUGCUGUUCCAGUGGUUUGCAUGGUGUAUUGCUACUGUAGAAUAUUCUGUGUUGCCAGACAACAUAUCAAGAGCAUUAAAAAGAAUUCGGUGCAGAGCUCGGGCUCUAAUGCGUCUUACCAAAGAGCUAUGGAAACAAAAGCCAUGAAGACACUGCUGCUAGUAUUGGGGGCGUUUGUUGUGGCAUGGCUCCCUUACACCGUGUCUUCUAUUGUUACCAUGACGACCAAAGGAACAUGGGAUAUCUCCAUAAGUGGUCUGAACGCAGUGCUCACGAUCACUACUUUGAAUGGCUGCGUGAAUCCGGUGAUCUACGGCAUCAGAGACCAGCGGUUUCGCUCGGGAGCGAGAAGGGUGCUAUGUCCCCAGUCAUCAAGGGGUGCUAGAGAUUUCAACAGCUACGCAUCAACAAAGAGACCCACGAACACACAAAUACAAGAGAAUGUUGAGCUAGGAAACAUCAACUUCGCUCAAGAGCAUUGA
Messenger RNA from Porites lobata, 3413 nucleotides. NCBI's taxonomy places the organism in Eukaryota, Metazoa, Cnidaria, Anthozoa, Scleractinia, Poritidae. The record is from the annotation of a GenBank genome assembly.